UGAUCUUAUACGGACUCAAAUCAUGGUCGGAACUUGAGGCUCACAAACCAUUUCUUCCUCUCUUCACAUCUCUCUCUCUCUCUCUCUCUCUCUCUCUAAAAUGCUUCUUCAUGCUUCGUCGUCACUGUAUAUCUCGCUUCAUAGCUCGAGAACACAUUCAAGCUUAGGACUACUUUCACAUGAGAGACCCCUUUUACCAUCAGCUAUCAUAAGUUGCUCUUUUCAGCCAAAACGACUUGAAAAUACAAUAUGGGCUUCACGUACUAGCUCCAUUCUGAACACUUUCACGGCUAAAGCAGCAUCUGUUGAAGCUGGAGCUUCUGCUGUAUCAAAUGGAAAAGCUGAAAGUGAUGUUUUGACAGCAUUGUCUCAAAUCAUUGACCCAGAUUUUGGAACGGAUAUUGUCUCAUGCGGUUUUGUAAAAGAUCUAGACAUCAAUGAGGCUUUGGGAGAGGUUUCAUUUCGGUUAGAGCUUACUACACCAGCAUGUCCAAUCAAGGACAUGUUUGAGCAGCAAGCAAAUGAAGUGGUGAAAAAGCUUGCUUGGGUGAAAAAUGUGAAAGUGACCAUGUCAGCACAGCCAGCUAGACCCAUGUAUGCUGGGCAACUUCCCAAAGGUUUACAGACAAUUUCAAAUAUUGUGGCAGUUUCAAGUUGCAAGGGAGGUGUGGGAAAAUCAACUGUUGCAGUAAACUUGGCGUACACAUUGGCUGGUAUGGGUGCUAGAGUGGGAAUAUUUGAUGCUGAUGUCUACGGUCCAAGUUUGCCAACUAUGGUCUCCCCUGAAAACCGACUUCUAGAAAUGAACCCAGAGAAGAAAACUAUCAUUCCUACUGAAUACAUGGGAGUGAAAUUGGUGUCUUUUGGAUUUGCUGGACAAGGUCGUGCAAUUAUGCGAGGUCCAAUGGUAUCUGGAGUCAUCGACCAACUUCUGACUACAACUGAGUGGGGAGAACUGGACUAUCUUGUCAUCGACAUGCCCCCAGGAACUGGUGAUAUUCAGCUUACCUUAUGUCAGGUAGUCCCGUUAACUGCUGCUGUGAUUGUUACUACCCCUCAGAAGCUUGCAUUUAUUGACGUUGCCAAAGGAGUCAGAAUGUUUUCAAAGCUUAAGGUGCCAUGUGUUGCUGUAGUUGAGAACAUGUGCCACUUUGAUGCUGAUGGGAAACGCUACUACCCAUUCGGUCGAGGUUCGGGAUCUCAGGUUGUACAGCAGUUUGGAAUUCCUCACCUGUUUGAUCUUCCCAUUAGACCAGCUCUAUCUGCUUCAGGAGAUAGUGGAGUGCCAGAAGUGGUAGCUGAUCCUCAAGGUGAAGUUGCCAGGACAUUCCAAGAGCUUGGAGUAUGUAUUGUGCAACAAUGUGCCAAGAUUCGCCAACAAGUGUCAACAGCUGUCACCUAUGACAAAUCUAUCAAGGUAAUCAGGGUGAAAGUACCAGACUCAGAUGAAGAGUUUCUUCUCCAUCCUGCAACUGUAAGACGGAAUGACCGCUCAGCACAAAGUGUGGAUGAAUGGACAGGAGAGCAAAAACUGCAGUAUACUGAUGUUCCAGAAGAUAUUGAACCCGAAGAAAUUCGACCAAUGGGAAAUUAUGCAGUUUCAAUAACAUGGCCCGAUGGCUUUAGCCAGAUAGCACCAUAUGAUCAACUACAGACAAUUGAGCGAUUAGUUGAUGUUCCACAACCAACUGCUGCAAAGGUUUAGUAGCUUCAAGAGAUUAAUUAAUAGAGAAUAGAGAAGUGAUCAUUAGUUUGAAAGUCCCUAAAAAGAUUCCCUUGUGGUGGUUAGAAACCAUUGAUUUUGAUGACUUGUGCCAAGUUCAAACAGAGCCGUUGGUCUUCUUUAUUAGGAACACAGGUGCAAGUGUGUGAUCUCUAGUUAAAAACUCAUAUCUUUUUUCUCUAUUUAAAUAGAUCCCUUGAAAAUGUUCAUACAGUUCACUGUGUAUGAGUAAGUUUCAUAUAAGAUAAGACCAUUCAAUAGUAAAAA
Cannabis sativa is the source of this 1990-nucleotide messenger RNA. Its product is annotated as fe-S cluster assembly factor HCF101, chloroplastic. Gene Ontology annotation, cellular component: chloroplast stroma. Gene Ontology annotation, molecular function: 4 iron, 4 sulfur cluster binding; ATP binding; ATP-dependent FeS chaperone activity. The record is from RefSeq and is a predicted model, not a curated record. Gene Ontology annotation, biological process: iron-sulfur cluster assembly. Lineage: Eukaryota; Viridiplantae; Streptophyta; Magnoliopsida; Rosales; Cannabaceae. The transcript has 16 exons. Bases 101 to 1705 code for a protein of 534 amino acids.